Molecule: messenger RNA, 1502 nt
Organism: Acipenser ruthenus (sterlet)
Lineage: Eukaryota; Metazoa; Chordata; Actinopteri; Acipenseriformes; Acipenseridae
Product: interferon-induced protein 44-like
Exons: 9
Coding region: 183-917 (244 amino acids)
Source: RefSeq, a predicted model, not a curated record
CCUUUUUUUGUUUCCUAUACAAGGACACGGACAGCGGGUCCCCUAGCAGCAAGUCAAGCAGGUGGACCAACUUCUGGAACAGUUUUUCUUUUGGCAGUCUUGGAGGACAGUCAUCUGCUCCGGCAAGAGAUGAGCCGAAACCAGAGCCGUGGCGUGAAGAUGAAUUUAGUGAUGAAGCUUACAUGAAACUUCAAGAAGAAAUACAAAACCACCAACCACACCCUAAGGCUUCCACAACUAAUAUUCUUAUUACGGGCAAUGUGGGUUCCGGAAAGUCAAGCUUUCUAAAUUCUGUGCUCUCAGAACUCAGGAGAGAAGAACUCAACGGCAGAAUGCAAAACAUUGAAGCCGUGAGACCAGGUGCACAAACAAGCGUCACACAACAUCUAAGAUGCCACAAAUUCACUGAGAAGAUCAAAAUCUUUGAUACAGCAGGAUUUGAAUUGGAGAAAACAGUAAAUGCCACAAUAAUAUUAAAGAAGAUCAUAGAUGGUGAAGUGGCUGAAGACACAAAGUUUGACGAUAUUCUGAAAACAAAAAGCUCAAUGGAAGGAGACAAAAUCCACUGUGUUGUGUUGGUUAUAUCAAUUCACAACGCUGAAAAUCUGGCCUUGAUUCAGUUUUAUGAACAAUUCAUUGGAAUGCUCACAGUGACUGGAGUACCAUGCCAGCUGCUUGUUACAUUCGUUGAUGAACUUUUUGAGAAGACUGAGGAUUUGAAAAGUCUGUACAGGAGAAGAGAUAUAAAACAAAAGAUUGAAAUGUUAGCAAAGGAGAUGAGAAUUUCAAUGUGCAAUGUCCUUGUGGUUUCAAACUACUUCGAGGGGGAGAAAAUUAACCAAAUAAAAGGAACUCUGCUGUUGGAGGCGUUUGCUCAAAUGCUGACGGCUGCAAAACCCUUUCAAGAGAGAAUGUAGAGUAUCACCUGUCACACCUGAAGCACGCUGAGGCCAUUACUCAAUUGGUUAAUUGAUUGCUAAUCGGAGAAUAGUCACUUGGUAUAUAGGGAAGUUGAUUCCUUUGUUUGGAGAGAGCCUCGGAGCAGCAGGAGGCUGGUGUCCCAGAUACAAGAAGUAUCACCCAGUCAGCGCUAUCACAGAGUUGCUUUUUGUAUUUAUGAAAAUUCAAAUCAUACUCUUUGUACACUUUGUUAAAUCCAUUUCUAAGCUGUCAGCUUUGCAUAAACAGAAGAAAUGUCAAUAAGCAGCUCUGAAUUAUUCAGCAUGUAAUCUACUGUUUAAUCUAUCCUUUUAUGAACAAAAUUAUUUAAAAUACUCUACUUGAGUACUCUUGUUUAAAUCUAGUUCUAACGUCAAUUAAUGAUCUUUGAAUUAAUCAGCAAUAACCUUUGCUGAACCUUACAGCUUACAGAUACUCUGCAAUAAUGUAAAAGACUGGGGAAAAUGAAGAAUGUAAAUCACAGGUGAGCAUGAGUCUUAGUUUUCAUAACAUCAUAAAUGAAAUGGGAAUGAUGUUUUUUUGAAAUAAAUAAAUAAAAUAUG